This is a messenger RNA of Laccaria bicolor S238N-H82, 2594 nucleotides long. Its product is annotated as phosphatidylinositol phosphate kinase PIPK5. Gene Ontology annotation, biological process: phosphatidylinositol metabolic process. NCBI's taxonomy places the organism in Eukaryota, Fungi, Basidiomycota, Agaricomycetes, Agaricales, Hydnangiaceae. The transcript is spliced from 6 exons. Gene Ontology annotation, molecular function: phosphatidylinositol kinase activity. Bases 1 to 2499 code for a protein of 832 amino acids. The record is from RefSeq and is a predicted model, not a curated record.
AUGCUGUCAUUGUCAGCUACAUCCUACAAGACCGCCCCCGUCUCUGCCGCUGCCUCGCGCCAGUCUCUUCCGCUGUCUACGACGUCCACUGCGUCGUCUCCUCACACCAUCACUAACCGAGAUGAAGACAACAACAACGGCGACCAACCUCAGAUUAUUAUGGUGACCAGCGAGGUGGAGGUAGAAACUGGCCCUGCUGGUCAAGAUAGCUAUUUUACCAGAACGACGGUGACAAAGUCGGUGACGACGGAAACGGUGCAGCCAAGCGGUGACAACGAAGUCCACUUUGAUUCCGUCAUUCGCGAGUCUUCUAAUGCUCGAGAACGUGAACGUCAAGCAUCAUCCACGUCUUCCCGACUAACAGCCAGAUCAUCCACAUUCGACAAUACCCUCCAUAGGGCCUCAACCGACACCAAAGGCUCACUUCCAACUCUCCGUUACGCCUCACCCCCCACCGCCACCGCCGGCGAAUCAUCAUCAUCAAAAUCAGCAGCAUACGAUCCAUACCUCCAGCCUCCAGUCGCCAUCAUCCCCAUGCGUCCAACACGGCGAAACACAACUGGCUCAAGCCCCAUCGCUGCCAGUUUCAAGCGCGGCCAUCAGACACAUACGAGGCAAUAUGGGAGCUCGUCGCAUUCGCCUGAGGAUGCGUCGUAUAUCGGUGAAGUGGGGAUUGAGCUGGCGUCUGAUAUUGAGAUUGCGGCGGAGCAGAUUAGGAGGGAGAGGAUGGAGAAGAGGGCGAAGCAGCAGCUGCAACAAGAAGCGGAGGCGGCGCUUACGCGUGCUGAGACGAGGCCCAAGUCCGAGCAGGAUAUGCCGCUUGUGGGCAACCUUAUUGGGGAGGAUCAUGUGAAUUAUGUGUUGAUGUAUAAUAUGUUGACGGGUAUACGUAUCGGGGUUUCUCGAUGUCAAGCUAAAAUAAAACGACUACUGACGAUAGAAGACUUUACCGCUCGUCACAAGUUUUCAUUCGAUAUAGUCGGAAACGAGCUGACUCCUUCGGCAAAAUACGAUUUCAAGUUCAAGGAUUAUGCGCCUUGGGUAUUUCGGACACUUAGGGAAGACAUAUUCCAUCUAGACCCCGCAGACUACCUCCUCUCCCUCACCGCAAAAUACAUCCUUUCCGAACUCGGAUCCCCCGGAAAAUCAGGGUCGUUCUUUUAUUUCUCGCGAGACUAUCGGUUCAUAAUCAAAACCAUUCGACACUCUGAACAUAAAUUCCUCUUGUCCAUCCUCCCACAAUACUUUGACCACGUCAAAGAAAACCCACAUACGCUCUUGAGUCGGUUUUACGGCCUACACCGCGUCAAACUUCCCCGAGGUCGGAAAAUCCAUUUCGUGAUCAUGAACAACCUUUUCCCACCACAUAAAGAUAUCCACGAGACGUAUGAUUUAAAGGGGAGUACGGUGGGCCGUGAGUACCCCGAAGAUAAAGCCGCGCGGAACCCUCGGGCUGUGUUGAAGGAUUUGAAUUGGAUAAAGAGGGGGAAGGCGUUGGAUUUGGGACCGGAGAAAAGGGCGUUGUUGACGGAACAGCUUAGGAGGGACGCGGAGUUUUUGAGGGGGGUUAAUGUUAUGGAUUAUAGUCUUUUGGUGGGGAUACAUAAUAUGCAGAGGGGGAAUAGGGAUAAUGUUAGGAGGAAUACGUUGAAGGUGUUUUCGCCGGACCUCCCCAACUCCCUAGGCCGCUCAAAAACCAUGUCAGGCGGCCACAAAUCCCCCGAAGCCAUCGCCAUGCGUCGGGCCAUGCGUUCGUCCGACCCUAAAAGGCUAGGCAAACAUACCAUCCGACUCCCCGAAGAAGAUAUCGGGGAUCGACUUCAGUUGAUCUUUUAUCAAGACGAGGGAGGGUUGAGGGCGACGGACGAAGGCAAUGAAGGGUUGGAUGUGAUUUAUUAUUUGGGCGUUAUUGAUAUUUUGACGCCUUAUUCGCUUGUGAAGAGGGCUGAGCAUUUGUGGAAGGGGUUGAAGGCUGAUCGGCAUAAGAUUAGCCCGGUUCCACCUGGGGAGUAUGCGGAAAGGUUCUUUGAUUUUAUGAAGGCUAUUAUGAGAGGGGGUGAGGGGGGCCGUUCGUUCAUACGGCAAGCUCCCACCCAUCCGCUACCGCGGUCCCUCCCGUCCUUCUCCACCCAGCCAUCCCUACCUCCAACCCACACCAAACCAAACGAACCCACUCAUUGCUGGAAGUCAGAAGUCAGAAGAAGACCCACCACAAGAAAAGAGACCCCUGCAAUCACAAAAAAACCAUCCAUCCAUCCAUAUACUGUAUCAAACGACAACAACGCCCCACCCACCCGGACCUCACUCACUCACUCAAACUCAAAUCACGCUAGCAUAAGCAAUACCCGGGUUCAUAAUUUCCAUCAUUCUUUAUCACUCAAUUUAACUAUCUCUCUCCACCACCACGCUCAUUUGAUCGAUCUCUCACUCAGUAUACCUUUUCUUUUCCUUUCGAACGCGUAUCUUUUUUGUAUCUAUAUACGAUUUGUCUCUCUCUGACUCUCUGGACUUUCUCUCCCUCGAGCUAUUGGCGUUCUCGUCGCCCUCACUGUCCUUUUUCGAUAGCUUAUCUCUAUAGCGAACUAUGGUUUCUU